Messenger RNA from Aspergillus lentulus, 3258 nucleotides. The record is from RefSeq and is a predicted model, not a curated record. Lineage: Eukaryota; Fungi; Ascomycota; Eurotiomycetes; Eurotiales; Aspergillaceae.
AUGGCCAAAAAAGGAGCAAAGAACAAAAAGAAGAACAAUAACAAUAAUAAGCAACGCCUACCAGUGAACGAUAAUAAGUUUUCCCUCCCUGAAGACAACCCUACAGCCGAGUCCGGCCUUGAAGAGGCCGCCGAGGCUGGGGACCAUGGCCAACCUACAACCUUCGACCGUCAAACUUUGCAAUUUUCAUUUUAUCCCGUCACUGCUACUUCUUCGGAUGGUCUGACAUCGGAUAAGGACCAGGAUACCACCAAUAACGCGACCAAUUUAGAGGAAGGCCCACCCCCAGAGAGUGCUCCCGUAGAAGAAUCAAGUAGUUCUCCUGAUGACGCUGCGCCUGCACCGGAAUCUCAAGAGUCACCUGAAGAGGCAGCUGCCCCACCUCAGCCAGAACCGUCAGAUGAGCCUGCACCAGAAGCCAAGGAAGAAGCAGAACCUGCGCCAGAGGCAGACGGUACCGAGCAGAAAGCGGAAGACGCUGCCAACCCCGACGAGUCCGAGACGCCAGCUGCCACUGAAGAUGCCGCGCAAGACCCACCGCCCGAGGACGGUGAUGGUGCCGCAGCCGCGGUAGCUGAAAGUUCUGUAGCGGAAACCAAGGAAGGAGACAGCAACGAGGAUGAUUUCCCAGAAUGUGAUCCGUCCGCGGAGCUCGAUAAGGUCGAGGCCGAGAAAGAGGAAGCGGCACGGCAAGCGGAGGAGGAUGCCAAAGCAGAAGAGGAGGCAGAAGCAGCCGCAGCCGCAGCAGGGGUUCCUGAUGACGUCGAUAUUGAUACUGGAAAUGAGAACUCACCUACAGAUAAUCCAGACAGCGAAGAAGCUGCCCCCGUACAGGACGAUCCACCAACGGACGGGUCGGCAGAAGAAGAUGCGACGAAACCUGACACGGAGGAUAGUCCAGCCCCGGAGGGACCUGCCGAAGAACAGAGCGACCCAUCAACAGAAGCGGAGCAGCCCGUCGCUGAAGAACAAGCUCCCACCGAGGAACCUCCUGCUGAGGAGCAGCCCGCUCCUGAAGAGCCCGCCGCGCCAACUGAAACGGCGGAGGACAACACUCCAGAAGAAGCGAUAGCUGCCGAGGAUGCAACAGCAGACAACGUUGCAGACGAAACGACACAGGAAGAGCCCACUGCCGAGAAAGCCGCUGAAGAGCCUGUAGCUGAAGAAAACCCAGUGGAGGACAAGCAAGAGGAGGUAACCGAAGCUCCCGCAUCCGAAGAAGCAGCAACUGAGACACCGGCCGCGGACGAAGCUGUGGCUGAAGAUGCUGCCGCCGAAGCGGCUCCAGAAGCACCGCCAACUGACGACGUGGCCCAACCAGAAGAAACUCCUGCGGAAGCCCCAGCGGCAGAAAAGGAAGCGGACGCUUCUGAAGAACCACCCGAGCAACCUCCGACUGAAGAAGUCGUCGAAGAAUCUGCUUCCCCCGACCCUGAGGCUGAAGAGCCAGCACCUGCCGAGCAGCCCCCUCCUGCAGAUGAGCCUGCGCCUGAAGAACCUCCUGCUGCUGAGGAGCCGGCACCUGCUGCGCCUGAAGCCGAGGAACCUGCGCCACCGGAGGAGACUCCAGCUGAAGAGGCUCCUGCUGCAGAACCGACUACUGUUGAGGAUGUGACCCCUGAGGAACCUGCUUCUGUUGAAGAGGCACCGGCUGAAGAACCUGCACCGGCUGAAGAACCUGCACCGGCUGAAGAACCUGCUCCGGCUGAAGAACCUGCUCCGGCUGAAGAACCUGCUCCCGCUGAAGACUCUGCUGCCGCCGAGGAGAUUCCUGCUGAGGAACCUGCUCCUGUGGAAGAACCUGCUGAGGAACCCACGCCAGUUGAAGAGCCCGCCCCUGCUGAAGAGCCUGCUCCAGCGGAGGAACCUGCUCCCGUUGAAGAGGCUCCUGCUGAGGAAUCUGCUCCCGUUGAAGAGCCUCCUGCUGCUGAGGAGAUUCCUCGUGAAGAGCCGGCUCCCGAGGAACCUGCCGCCGUCGAGGAACCUGCUCCUGUGGAAGAACCUGCUGAGGAAUCUGCUCCCGUUGAAGAGCCCGCCCCUGUUGAAGAGCCUGCUCCAGCGGAGGAACCUGCUCCUGUGGAAGAACCUGCUGAGGAAUCUGCUCCCCCUGCUCCAGCGGAGGAACCUGCUCCAGCGGAGGAACCUGCUCCCGCUGAAGAGCCUGCUGCUGCCGAGGAGGUACCUGCCGAGGAACGUGCGGUUGUUGAGGAAGACGCUCCUAUUGAAGAACCUGUCCCAAUCGAAGAAGCUGCUCCUGUGGACGAAGAAGUCUCCGAAGAGGCUCCAGACGCAACGCCUGUUGAGGAAACCUCAAGAGAUAUCGAUGGCUUGGAGCCCUUGGAAGCAGCCUUGCCAGCUGUUGUUCCAGCCGCCAUAGCAGCCGAACGUGCACGCAGGAGAAAGAGGCGGUCCCCGGAUCAGGACCAGAGACGACAUUCGAAGAGCUCCUCUGAGGAAGUACGAAGAUCAUUGCCACGCCAGAAACUUGAGCGAAGUGGCAGUCUCCUUAAUCGGUGGAACAAAGCCCUCGAGGAGGCCAAGCGACAGCAUGAACAAAAGCUAAGGCAGGAGGAAAUACGGAGUAAAGACAAAUUCCAUGCUCCAGAGAAGGCAGAGAAGGACAGGCAUUCCUCGGAGCGAGAGCGCUCUAAACGAAGCGAGCGUUCGUCGAAAGAAGCUGCCGUGGAUGUCAAGCCCAGUCGACGAAGAUCCGAGCGCUCAGCCACCUAUGAAGUCGAGCGUCCUUCGCGGGAAAAGGCUGCUGUGACUAUCGAACCGAGCCGAAGGAGCAGAGAGCACUCCAGUAGCCACGGAGGCGAACGUAGAAGUACCUCCUCACGGGAUGGCCAUGCAUCGGGCUCGAAGCCGCGAGCCUUCCUGAAAUACAUGACAGCGGAAUCAGAAACGAAUGGUCCUCUUCUCAAGAUUAAUGGCGACAAGGCUGCUGCAAAUGUGUUUGAGCGUCGGUCUUCCACAACCCAUUCACACAGUCACCGUCACUCGCACGAAGGAAGAGGGUCCGACCGGUCCGCGAGCUCCCAUCAUACGGCGGAGGAAGAGCAGGCUCGACGCGAGAGAAGGGCGCGACGAAGGGCUGCAGAAGAAGCAGAGCAGGCAAAGGAAAGAGAAACGUCCGACCAUCAUCGCCAUCGUCAUGGAGGAGAAACGCGCCAUCACCAUCACAGACGCCGGAGAGAUGAGCCUCCAAAGGAAGAGUCGAAGCUCAAGAAUUUCCUCAAGGCUGUUGUUGCUCAUUAA